AUGAAAUUAGCCUCCCUUGUAACCUCAACGCAAUUUGGCGAAGAAGAAGAGCUUAUCAAGGAAGCUCAAGUAGUUUUGAGGAAUCGUUUUCAGGCUCUUCAUACUUUGGGGGCAGCCCCUCUAACCUUUAUGCGUCCUAAAGUGCAGAGAAGAGUUCAGAGGCAAAAAGUGUUUCAGUCUUCUCUCGUCGUUCCGCAGUCAGUCCCGCCUGACCUUGAUGAGGAAUUGGUAUCAGACCAGGAAACCUCUUUUGUUGAUCGAAUGGAGCAUCCGCCUAUAGCCGAUGUUCCUGCGCCCGCUUCUUAG
Molecule: messenger RNA, 306 nt
Organism: Microthlaspi erraticum
Lineage: Eukaryota; Viridiplantae; Streptophyta; Magnoliopsida; Brassicales; Brassicaceae
Source: the annotation of a GenBank genome assembly